AGGCAAUUUGUGGGAAAUUAGAGUGUGGGUAGCCUAUCUACAGUGACCCUUAAUACAUCCAUGACAGUGACAGUUAGAAAUCACAGACAGUUAAAGAAAGGAGAAAAUCAAUUGCAUUCUUACUUCCGGAACCGGCUGUGGGCGGGACUCGGGACUGUUACCUCAAUAGUCCCGCUCAAAAAUCCCAUUGAUUUUCUCCAUAAGGAUUUAGAAUGUCAGUCAUGUCUACCCUCUGAGGUAGACUGACCAUAGAUAAGAACCAAUAAGAACUGACCACAAGCUACGAUCUUAUGGAGAAAAACUACACUACCCACAAUCCUAAGCGUAACAGCAACGUCUCUGACUGGUCCAACUCGCUGUUACCAUAGAAACGUUUACCGUACCCGCGAAACCGCGAACGGCUAUUGCGAGCUUCUAUCACUGAAGUCUACCAUAGUUUCUGUACACGGUCUUGUUUUUACAUUUUAAAUGUUUUUUUGUUGCGCCGAAUCAAAUGUGUUACGCUCACUAUUCAUCUCAUAGCUGGUUGGCUUGGUUCCAGACUUAAAACUUAAGACUUAAAAUUUAAACGUCAGAGCCGUAAAAAAGUGGGCGGUCACUGUUGAGCAACCAAAGAUGAAAAAAAAUAGUCAACGUCACUCUGAUUGGCUGAGACAGCACAUCAUCAUAACCCAACCAGUAAACAGCACUCUGAUUCGCCGAGGCAACACGGCAGGCAUUGGGCGCGAUUUCGGUGUGUGUGUGUUCAAACAUUGCAAUGCAAACUAACGGCACAGCUUUUCAGCCUGCAUUUCUGGUGAACCCAUCGUUUUCCUCUAAACUGAAGGUAAGUUCGGUCAGCCUAGUGAAUUCUAUGUUCAUGUGUAUAUAUAGUGUUAUUUACGUGUACGUAGGUAGUUUAGCGUUAUUUUUCGUAAACUUCCCAAACCUGCUAUGGUUACAGCCGCGAAUGGUCAAGGGCAUUAGCAUGCCUUAACGGCACACAUUUUUUGUUUUGCGUUAGCUUGCUGCACAGCACUCUCGGUUCAUAUUCUGUUUCGAUGUUAUUUUAGCUGCCCACGAGAGAACAUGUGUAAUGUACAUGUAAACUGGUUGUAGCUUGCACUUUGAUUCAAAUUUGUAUGACUAUCUUAGGGUUGCUAACAGGGUAGGUAGGUAGCUAGCAAGCUAGCUAGCUAGCUAGCAGCUUGCCUUUUUGAGCGGCAAACUUGUCACGCACACAUUCAUUACUGACUGACUAGCUUGUUGCUAACUAGCUAGCGUCUGUAUGGGAUUCACAGAUGAUGCAAGGUUGAUUGAUGUUACCCUCAGUAAUUUUUGUAGUUCAUGAUAGGAACAUGAUACGUAUUGUUAACCAUUAGAAGUGUUUUGUCUCUGAUACCACUCCACUGGUACAAGAGGUGUACACUAGGUUGCAUGUUAUCUGGCAGCUAUGUAGCUAGCUACCAUUCUUUGCUAAAACCAAGCUAACUCGUUUUGGGUGUUCUAGGUUUUUUUUCUCCAACUCAUUCACUCUGAAUAUCGUCAGAAAUGAUGUGUGAAAUGUGUCAGGACACAGGCUGAUGCUGCUUUUCUGUAACAGAGGCAGCAAUUCUGAUGUAAAUCUACUCUUUGUUUAUUCUGGUAGAUUUUAUCCGUGCCACUGAAGAGUGGCCAUAGCAAAGUCCUUUUAGGCAAGUCCAUCCACUCGGUGGCCUUAUUACAACGUUUUUUGGGCACUUAUCAGGCAUCUAUUUCGACAGAAAUGCAGGCUUCAUGACACCACUCAACUCAAAGUGCGUAAUGUAUUUGUAGGCUCUAUGCUAUCUUAGUUUGUAACACUGAAACACUUAAUUGUUGUGUGAUGGAGAAUGAAACCUUUCAGGUGUUUAACCCAUUAUUUUUUGUAUCUCAGGUGCUGUAAGGAGUGAGGUGUCCUUCCCUUUUUAAGAGAGAAACCACCUAAACAAGAUGACUUUGAGAGUAAGACAGUGGCGAAAACGCCAAAGAGAACUGGAUCAACUGCUACGUUAUUCUGACGAUGAUGAACAAGAGGCCAUUGGAAAUAAUUGCAACAGUGUGCCUGGGACUCCAAGUAGUUGCAGCAGUGACGAUGUGCCUGGGACGCCAGAUAGUUUGAGUGACAAUGCUCUUGGGACAUCAGAUGAUUUUGACACUGAUGUGGACUAUUGGUCUACUGACUCGGAACAGGAACCAAAUGAAGCUGAAGUGACCAGCUUUGAGGACGAACUUAGACAGUGGGCCUUAGAGUACAGAUUGACACACAGAGCGCUUAAUGGUUUAUUGUCCAUAUUAAGAAAGCAAGGGCACCUAUUGCCUGUGGAUUGCCGGACACUCCUUGCUACACCACAGCAUAACACAACAGAGCCUAAAUGUGGUGGGCAGUACAAGUACUACGGAUUAGAAAAUGGUAUCUGUCGUUAUUUAAGUCAGAUGGAGAGUAAUGAUGUGCACCUCAGCGUAAACAUUGAUGGCAUCCCACUUUUCAGAAGUAGUGGUGUCCAAUUCUGGCCAAUACAGGUGAAGUGUGGCCAUUUUGAGCCAUUCAUUGUAGCCAUGUUUAGUGGACAAAGUAAGCCAAGUCCUCUUGAGGAGUAUUUAAAAGACUUUGUGACUGAAUACAAACAUCUCAAGGACAAUGGAAUAGUUUUUAAAGGCCAGACUUACACUGUCAAUAUUGAUGCUCUGAUUUGUGAUGCGCCAGCAAGGGCGUAUCUGAAAUGUAUUAAGGGUCAUACUGCCUAUGAGAGUUGUAAAAGAUGUUUAAUCAGAGGUACUCGUGUUGAGAGAAGAAUAGUUUUCAGUGAACAGGAAUGCACUUCUCGGACAGAUGACUGUUUCUCCAGAGUGGAGUACAGUAACCACCAAACUGGUAUCAGCCCCUUCAUUGCUGCAGGAAUUCCUUGUGUUAGCUCAUUUGUCUUAGAUUAUAUGCAUAUCGUCUGCUUGGGAGUAGUUAGGCGUCUGUUAAUUUACUUGACUCGUGGCCCAAAAGUCUGUCGUUUAUCUGUGAGGCAAAAGGAUGCGAUUUCUCAAAAACUAAUUGCACUGAGAGGGAAGAUGCCAAGUGAAUUUGCUCGACAACCGCGGGGUUUGCAUGAACUUGAUAGGUGGAAAGCCACUGAACUACGGCAGUUUUUGCUGUACACAGGUCCUGUGGUUUUGAAAACUGUAUUGUCCCCUGAAAAAUACAAACACUUCUUCUCCUUGAUGGUAUCCAUGUCGAUAAUGCUGGAGUCAGAUGAGCGGAUUCGAAAUGCCUAUCUCCAAUAUUCUCAUGAGCUAAUCAAACAUUUUGUCAUGUGCUGUGCUGACCUGUAUGGCAAGACUUUUCCUGUAUACAAUGUACAUGCACUAAUUCAUCUCCAAGAGGAUGCCAGCCACUUCAACUGUUCCUUGAAUGACAUUUCCUGUUUUCCAUUUGAAAACUACCUGCAGCAAGUCAAGAAACACGUGAGGAGCGGGAGAAGUCCCUUGGAACAAGUGACCAGGCGUUUGUCUGAAAUUGAGCAUUCAGAAGUGGACAAUAGCCAAAGACGCCCUGAAGUGCUUGUCUCUCUUAAAGAAAAGGACAGUUGUUUUCUUUUGAGGGACAACAGCUUUGCGUUUGUUCGACAGAAAAAUGCAGACGGGACUUUUGCUUGUGAAAUUCUGCGCCAGCGUCACACUUCACCAUUAUUUCACCAACCGUGUAGCUCUGGCCUUCUGAACAUAGUGUGCAUAGGAAAUGGUCAUGUCAGGAUGAAAAAUGCACUACUGCAAGAAAGGGAUCUGUUCCGGAAGGUGGCCUGCCUCCCACAAGAAGCUGGUGGUUUUGUCCUCAUACCCCUUCGCCAUGGUCUGGAACACACACAUUAAGGUUCAAUUUUCUUAUUCUUUUAGCUAGAUUCCAUCAGGGAUCAUCAUAGCUGAUCACCUGUUACCAUCAGUUUGUUUUCUGUAUCUUCCUCGGUGACUCUUGCAUGUCCUUUCUCACUGCAUCCGUAAACCUCCCCGGGCCUCUCUCUGUCCUCACAAUAUCCUACUCCCAACGUAACCCUCAUCGCUCUUCCGUGCAUGUCCAAACCGUCUCAACCUCUGAACUUUGAACUAAAAUGAAAAAAAACUUAAAGUAACAUGCAUAUGAUUUCCUUUCCAAGUCAUGUACACGAGGGCUGUUUGGAGGGAGGGUACC
Messenger RNA from Perca fluviatilis (European perch), 4174 nucleotides. RefSeq lists its product as uncharacterized. The transcript has 2 exons. The coding region runs from base 1951 to 3858 and encodes 635 amino acids. The record is from RefSeq and is a predicted model, not a curated record. Lineage: Eukaryota; Metazoa; Chordata; Actinopteri; Perciformes; Percidae.